AGAGAGAGAGAGAGAGGAGGGGGUGGAGGAGGAGGACUGGCUGCCCUUCAUCUGUCUGCUCUAGGCGGAGCUGAAGUUACCGAGAGCGGCCGCGGGAGCUCGACGCGAUCCGUGGGGCGAUAAACAUCCACACCGGGAGAAAUGCGCUAAUUUACCCGAGCAGACCCUGACCGGCGAUCAGUUCACCGACCAUCAUCGACUGAGACUCGCUGCGCUGUUUAUUAAAGGCCUCUGUCGCUUUGGGUCGGACUCAAUGUCGCUCCUGUUCGGCCGCUUGAACCGACCGAUGGGCUCGGCGCCUUCUGCCGUAGAGUUGCUUCAUUUUAGAGACAUUAUUUUGGCGUCAAUUCAGGAAUAAAACUAGUUAAAGCCAGAAAAUGUCGGAUAUGUCGUCAGCUUGUGAAGCUAAACAACGACUGAAGCGGACUGACACGAAGAAACCUGACUCAUAUUAAGAUACCGCUCGAGCAUCUGGACCAGAACCAAAUACAUCGAAACUAAAUCUUGUUUAUAAACACCGAUAACAACCGAGACGCGAUCGCUGCAGGCUUUGAGAUCUCUCUUAAAAGAGCUGAAUACCUGCGAGGAAGUCACACUGCAUGAAGUAUAAUCGCUCAAACUCCAAGCCAGCAUGAAGAAAAUGCGUUUGUAAUCUAUUUAUCAAAGCACACACUAACCCAAAGGCGUCUAAAAUCAUGCAUUGCCUCCAAACGUUCAUUUGCACGUUUAAUUUCGGACGAUUCCCACCGAGCACAUGAGUUUGAACUCCGUUCGAUAGAGAAGAGGGGGGAAAAAAAGAAAAUCUACUGGAACUUUUUUUUUUUUUUGAGCUGAACCCAUCCAGAAGCACCAGGGCCAUCAUCAGGAUGAGAGUGCGGAUCCUAGACCGAACAUCAGUGCUGUCACUGGGGCUGUGCACAUUGCUUCUGCUCAGUGCUGUGGCUGCUGCUCAGAGUGAGGAGAGAGAGCGGGAGUGUGCUUUUAAUGACCAGCACCAGCAGGUGGAUGAGCAGAGUGUGGCUGCUGACUGGCACAUCACCAGAGAAAAUAACACCAUCCUGUGCAGCAAGAGCAGCCGCUGCUACGGCCUGUGGGAGAAAACACAUGACGGAGAGAUCCGCCUGGUCAAACAAGGCUGUUGGACUUACAUUGGCGACCAGCAGGACUGCCAUGACGACCGUUGCGUGGUUACCACCACGCCAUCACAGAUCCAGAAUGGCACCUACAGAUUCUGUUGCUGCAGCACCAACAUGUGCAACGUCAACUUCACAGAGAACUGGGUGCCCAGCCCUACCAGCACCACCCAAGAGCAGCAGCCUUUACACAGGGAUGAGGCCAUCUUCAUCGCCCUCGCGUCUGUCUCUAUUGUGGCGGUCUUGAUCGUGGCGCUGUUCUUCGGCUAUCGCAUGAUGAUGGGUGAGUGUAAACAGGGUCUGCACAAUAUGGACAUGAUAGAGGCCGCACCAUCAGAACCGUCUCUGGAUUUAGACAGUUUAAAGCUCCUGGAAUUGAUUGGUCGAGGACGCUACGGUUCUGUCUACAAAGGAUCACUGGAUGAACGGCCAGUCGCCGUAAAGGUUUUUACCUAUGCCAACCGGCAGAACUUCGUGAAUGAGCGCUCCAUCUACCGAAUCCCUCUUCUGGAGCAUGAGAACAUUGCUCGUUUUAUUGUUGGCGAUGAGCGUCUCACGACAGAUGGGCGGAUGGAGUACCUGCUGGUUAUGGAGUACUACCCUCAUGGCUCUCUGUGUCGGUACCUGAGUCUGCACACGCUGGACUGGGUGAGCUCCUGUCGUCUGGCACAUUCGGUGACGAGAGGACUGGCCUACCUGCACACCGAGCUGCUGAGAGGAGAUUUAUAUAAACCUGCCGUUUCACACCGGGAUCUAAACAGCCGUAAUGUUCUGGUGAAAAACGACGGCACGUGUGUGAUCAGUGACUUUGGCCUGUCCAUGAAACUGACGGGAAAUCGCCUCGUACGGCCUGGUGAAGAGGAAAACGCCGCCAUCAGUGAGGUGGGCACAAUCCGCUACAUGGCGCCGGAAGUGCUGGAGGGAGCAGUGAACCUCAGGGACUGCGAAUCGGCUUUGAAACAGGUGGACAUGUACGCCAUCGGCCUUAUCUACUGGGAGACCUUCAUGAGAUGCACUGACCUUUUUCCAGGGGAGGCAGUGCCAGAUUACCAGAUGGCCUUCCAGGCCGAGGCAGGGAACCACCCGUCCUUUGAGGACAUGCAGGUGCUGGUGUCCAGAGAGAAACAGAGACCCAAGUUUCCAGAAGCUUGGAAGGAGAACAGCCUGGCCGUGCGCUCCCUCAAGGAGACUAUGGAGGAUUGCUGGGAUCAGGAUGCAGAGGCUCGUCUGACAGCGCAGUGUGCAGAAGAGCGUAUGGCAGAACUGCUGCUGAUCUGGGAAAGAAACAAACCCGUCAGCCCCACCAUCAAUCCCAUGAGCACAGCGCUGCAGAACGAGAGGAAUCUCACCCACAGUCGCAGGGCUCCCAAGAUGGGCUCUUAUCCAGAUUACUCUUCAUCCUCUUACAUCGAGGAUCAUGAGGGCAUGGUGAAGAACCUCCCAGGCGACGUCUCCACGUCUGGCACGUCCUCUGUGGGUGGCAUGGGCGUGAGCGGCAUCAGCGGCGGCGUGGCGGUGACGGGAGAGAAGAACAGAAACUCUAUCAACUACGAGAGACAGCAGGCUCAGGCCCAAGCUAGGCUGCCCAGUCCAGAGACCAGCGGCACGAGUCUGUCCGCCACAACCACCACAACGGGCCUCACGCCCAGCACCAUCAUGACCACCAUCUCUGAGUCAGGCCACUCGGAGGAGGCCGGAGCCGGAGGAAGCGUACCAGUGUGCCUUCAGCUCACAGAAGAGGACCUGGAGACCACCAAACUGGACCCCAAGGAGGUGGAUAAGAACCUGAAAGAAAGCUCUGAUGAGAACCUGAUGGAGCAUUCGCAGAAGCAGUUCAGCGCUCCUGACCCACUCAGCUCAGGCAGCUCCAGCCUCUUGUACCCGCUGAUCAAACUCGCCGCAGAAGUGACUGGAGGAUCAGGAACUGGCAGCCAGGCUGAUUUCGGGGUGGGCGGCAGUGGAAUGGGCGACACUCCUACAGCCAUAUUCCCUCUUCCCAAACAGCAGAAUCUCCCCAAGCGGCCCACCAGCUUGCCCCUCAACACCAAAAAUUCUGGCAGGGAGUCUUCGUCGUCACGGUUGAAGUUUGGCAAGCACAAAUCCAACCUGAAGCAGGUGGAGACGGGCUUGGCCAAGAUGAACACUGUAGUGACAGUCGAGCCACACUUGGUCGCCGUCACUAACAAUGGGCCCAGUGUCCGUAGCGGCGUUGGAGUGGUCGUUGUUAAUGGAUAUGGUGGGGGCAGUGGCGCUGGCUCCUCUGAUGCAUUUGGGAACACCAACCCAGCCGGGCCGCAUGGCGACGGUGGUGCACCUCUGCUCCAGAGCCAGCUGAGUGGAGAAGACAGCCGCCUCAACAUCAACAUCAACUCCAGUCCCGAUGAACACGAGCCCCUGUUGAGGAGAGAGCAGUCAGCGGCACACGAUCACUCCGGUCGCACCAACUCCAAUAACAACAACAGCAACAUCCACACAACCGCCACGAUUCGUACCUUAGCUCCUGUAGACGCCCCGAUGGAGACAUUAACCUGCCCUCCGGGGGCACCAGAUGGAAGGGAUGAUGGGGUUCCUCUGAGACGGCAUAAGCCCAGGAGGCCUGAGCGGCCAAACUCACUGGACCUGUCAGCAACUUCCCAGGAUUCUUCUCUUCUGGAUGAGGUCGUGUCACAAGAGGGAAAAGCCGGAUCGGCCGAGAAGAUUAAGAAGCGUGUGAAGACACCUUAUUCUUUGAAAAGGUGGCGUCCUUCUACAUGGGUCGUCUCUUCAGAAACGCUGGACGGAGAGGUGAAUAACAACGGGCACAGCCAGCAGACGGGGACGGCAGCGACUGGAGGUGCUCUCCCAAGUUCUGGCCAAUCAAAAUCCAGCAUCGCUGUGUUCCUGGUCAGCGGUGGAACUGCGACCGCCACUCUAAACUCCGACCCACCAGAUAUGACCUGCCUGUGAACUCGCAUCUCCGCUUUUCCUCUGAGGAUGAGCCCAGAUCAGACUUUGAACACAGCUAUGCUAUCGUGCUCCAAGAACUGAUCCAGCUGAUGACCGAAAAGAAAUAUACGAAAAACGUUUUUGGAAAGCAGACUCUUGUAGGGACGUAAUUUGGCAAGCACUUAACUUUGUCGAACUUAUCCAACUUGUUUUGAAGAAAUCGCUUUAAACCGAACCCAGCUAUGCAGCAACAUUGGCAUAAAAUGCUUCCAUUUGUUUUUGUUGUUUCAUUUUCAAUUGUUUUUAUGGUUGUUCUUUCAUUUGUUGCACUUUUUUUGUAAGCAAUCUUAAUCACAAAUCCUCCGACCAUGUUCAAGACUGGUCUUAAAACUGAAAAACGUAAAUGACAAUGUGUUGAUUUAACAAUCAUAGUAAAUUAGGCGAAAUUCAAAUCAUGUCCAUCUAAAGAAAAAAAAAGGCAGUGGUCUUUUAGACAGGGUUGACUGCAACUCUAAUACUGUUUAACCUACAGUACAUUCAUAUGUUUUAUAUUUGUUGUACGUAUCUGUGUACUGAGUUUUUUUUGUAUAAUAUUUUGAAAUGUGCAAUAGACUUUAGCUUUGAGGUGCUCCAUAAGACAAUGUCAUUUUGCUAUGUGUUUAAUGCCGCUUUUGUUUGUUUCUUGUCUUUAGUUUAAUAUCUUGAAGCGCUGCACUUAGCAGUGGCAAUCCUGUGUCCAUUCGGCCACCCCAACUGCAAACAUCGAAACGUCGUAUAAAUGACAAUCCCACACCUUUUCACCAAUCCCAUCACUCUUGAAAAGGGAAGUAAAAAAGUUAAAUCUUGGAGUGUUUGCUUUAAUUACUGGACGACUUCUCACAAGCUUCAACGAGGACAGUAGUUUUUUUUUUCUGUUACACUACAAGACAGGCAUCAAUCUGGACUGUUUGCUGGAAAUCAUGCUUUCUGAAGACACUGAAUAAUCAAGUCUCUCUCUGCACAUGCUCAGUGCAGUUUUACCUCUGUGAGAUUGUAUGUAAAUAUGUAUGUAUGGGUCUACUUCUGCUUUACUGAGCUCCUCAAAUCACCGCUGACAAGGCAUCAGUCAAACAAUACUUUCCACUUCCCAUCUCUGCCAGGAAAGUGAAUGUUGCUCCAUGUGCUUUAGAAAGCAAAAACACACACAUAUACGUACAUACGCCAUGAACAAAAUAUAUACAGUAUGUACAGACUGAAGCUCACAGCUACUUUAGUUCUGUUUUAGCCUCUGUUAAAAUAAGCUGACAUGAUAGUGUACAACAAGAUAUCAUGAUUUUAUGCAUUUUAGCUGUUUCUGAAGUUAUUUUUCUCUAAAUGUUUAAUUUAUGUAGUACCCAGGGCCAUCUUCAUUCUUAGGGUUUAUUAUUUUCAUUAAAUCGAAUCAGUAAGUUGUUUAUAAUCAUGUAAAUUUAUCUUAUUUUAAUGAUACUUUCAAUCAAAUACAUCAGAAAUGCAUGUAGUUUUACCCUUCGUUUUCGUACUAUCGAAGAGGGAUUUACUUUUUUUUUUUUUUUGGUGCCACUAGAAAUAUAGUCAUGUUUAAGUGUCGCAUCCUCAUUUUGAAAUCAUCUACACUUUGAGAGCAGUUGAUGUUUUUACCAGCCAUAACAUGGGCCUAGUUUUUUCUUCUACAACUGCUGCCUUUUGUGGAAAACUAUGGACACGAGCCAUUCAAAUAAUUACAUAGUGAUGAGGAAAAUUCCCUCAUGUAGCAAGGCCCUGCUUUGCUUGAAAUACCAGGAAAAAACGAAGAUGGCACAUGUUUGAUCAGAGAGACCCUUAUUGUGUUUGUAUGCGUUUUCCAUAAUGAGUGUGGGGAUUAACCAUGAUUUGGCACAAGCCAGCAUUAUCUUUGGACUUUGUCCAUUCCAGAGCGGGGAGCUUUAAAAAAGUCAUCUGAUUUUUCCCUUCCACUGGCUUUUUCUGUCGGAAAACAAGACGAUACAGUGCAGUUUAGUUUCUCACGCCCUCUUUUCUGAACCAAUCAGCGCUUCAGUCUGACUUUUGUAUAUGUUUGUAAUAUAGGCUAACCUCCGUGGUGUAAAUAUAUACGGUGCAUUUGUAUGCACAUAUACAGACUCUUCAUCUGUUGCUUUGGGACCAAGAACAACGCUAAAUCACUGUGAGAUUUAUCUGAAGUUAAACACAGUAACGUCAGACUUCUCAGCUAGAUACGUCAGUGUGAAUGCUGGAGAAGAUUGUGAACUGAAAUGAGGAAUAAUAGCCUAAUAAAAGACAAAACAAACCUCCAGUGCUAAUUUGA
Molecule: messenger RNA, 6360 nt
Organism: Sinocyclocheilus anshuiensis
Lineage: Eukaryota; Metazoa; Chordata; Actinopteri; Cypriniformes; Cyprinidae
Gene: bmpr2b
Product: bone morphogenetic protein receptor, type II b (serine/threonine kinase)
Exons: 13
Coding region: 867-4079 (1070 amino acids)
Biological process (GO): BMP signaling pathway; vasculature development; cellular response to growth factor stimulus
Cellular component (GO): signaling receptor complex; plasma membrane
Molecular function (GO): ATP binding; transforming growth factor beta receptor activity
Source: RefSeq, a predicted model, not a curated record